ACGUGCUUCUGCCUUUUUAAAAAAAAAGGAGUACUUAAUAAAAACUGUACGUUUUAUUAAAAUGGGCAAGGAUAGAGGUAGAGGCAGAGGUCGUGGACGUAAUUUUCAGUCAAGGCCAUACAACAAAAACAAUUGGCGGGCUCAAAAGAAAGAUCAUGGCAGACAUAGCAAUGGCAGUAGCAGUGGACACAGCAACAGGGCUCCGCAACAGAAGUGUACGCUGCUGGAAAACCAAGUGGGCAUUACCGAAUUCACAAACUCGGAGCUAGCCGGCUUCACUGGCAUUGUAAAGUCUCGCUUCUCGGACUUCCACGUUAAUGAAAUAGAUGUGGCGGGACAACUAAUGCAGUUAAACGACUUGAAUGUACCCAAAAUGGUAGUUGAACCUGUGGAUGCCACAGAACUGAACGAAUGGCGUCUCAAACUGCAGUCGGUGAUAGAUGAACAGAUGUGGCAGCAGAUUGCCGACUUGGCUGCAGCGAAAUAUGAAGCGGGCACCGAGCAAAAGAUUGAGAUUGAUGUAAGCAAUCUGGAUAAAGAGCAACGCACCCAAAUUCAUCAGCUGGUCAAGCAACUCUAUCAAAGCAAGUUGGUAUCUACAACACUAAGUCAGCAGGCUCUGCCAACAGCAAUGGAAGAGGAGCAGCUAGCUGGUGGGGAUAAAAAAAUUUUGCGGAUCUCAAAACCAAAGCCAGGACGCGGUGACAACCGCUGGAGUUUUCCGGCGGAAUUUGUACAUUUUGUGGUGCACAAGGUCAAUAUGGAUACCAGUGAGGUUGCUGCUACACUUGCCAGUCGCUUAAAUCUGCGUCCUUCGCAAGUGAACUAUUGUGGUACCAAGGAUAAACGUGCGAAGACCACACAGAGCAUGUGCGUCAAGCGUCGCACGCCGGAUGCCAUCGUGCAUGCGUCACGUUGUAUGCGUAAUGUAUACGUGGGCAACUUUAGCUUCAAGCCGCACACACUCAAGCUGGGGGAGCUGCAGGGCAAUCGGUUUCGUCUGGCAUUGAGGCACAUCACAGAACCGCGUGAGCAUAUAGAGUUGGCUCUGCAGUCACUUAAAGCGCGUGGCUUUAUCAAUUAUUAUGGACUACAGCGUUUUGGCAACAGCGCCUCAGUGCCCACAUAUGAGGUGGGAGUAGCUUUGCUAAAACGCGACUUCAAGCAUGCCUGUGAGUUGAUACUGAAGCCACGUGACAAUGAUAUGGAGUUCAUGCGCGUCAUACGUGAAGCUUGGUGGCAGGAUCGGGAUUCCGUAGCGGCUGCUGCCAAGUUUCAUGAUGACAAGUUCAUUGAGAAGAAGCUGCUGGAUGGACUGGCCAGCUUUGGUGAACAUGACUAUGCAGCGGCGUUGCGUCGCAUACCUAGGAACAUGUUGCUGCUAUAUCCACAUGCCUAUCAAAGUCUCAUUUUCAAUCGCAUUGCCUCGCGUCGCAUUAAAGAAUUCGGACUGAAGCUUAUACCAGGUGAUCUCGUGUAUGUGGAAGAACAGCCGCUACAAAUAGAGCAACAAGCAUCUGAAGAGCCAGAAGAUGAGCCAGAGGAUGACAGCUUGUUGGAAGAGGAGUCCAUAUUUAAGCGUAAGGUGCGUGCGCUUAGCGACGAAGACAUUGCCAGCGACAAGUAUAAACUAUCAGAUGUAGUGCUGCCGCUGCCAGGCUACGACAUUACCUAUCCCAGCAACGACUGUGCUGCCUGGUAUGAGCAAAUGCUUGCCGAAGUGGGUCUUUCCUCGGAACUAUUGCGGCACAAGGAUAAGACAUAUGCCUUGGGUGGGGCCUAUCGAAAAUUGCUUAUACAGCCCAGCGACUUAAAGUGGAGCUUCCGCAGCUAUAGCACGCCAGAGGAUACACUGAUAGCCUCCGACUGGGAGCAGCUAAAAAACAUUCCGAUUACAGUAGAGCCUUCAGAGACGGAGGCAAAGUAUACAGCUCUUCUGUUGGAAUUCUCCCUGCCCACGGCUGCCUAUGCAACAAUGUUGUUGCGUGAGUUGCUCAAACAGGACACGUCGACAGCUAGGCAAAUGCAGCUGGAGCAGCAGGAGAUAAGCAAAAAUCCUAUGCCAGAUGCAAUUGAAGAGAAAACUACAGAAACAAUUGAAUUAAUAGCGGAAACAACAGAAGGAGUGCAGAUUGAGAGCAACUAACAGAGUUAAUUAUACAUAUUCUAAACAUUUUUAUUUAAUUAAA
Molecule: messenger RNA, 2189 nt
Organism: Drosophila busckii
Lineage: Eukaryota; Metazoa; Arthropoda; Insecta; Diptera; Drosophilidae
Gene: Pus7
Product: pseudouridylate synthase 7 homolog
Exons: 4
Coding region: 62-2146 (694 amino acids)
Biological process (GO): pseudouridine synthesis
Cellular component (GO): nucleus
Molecular function (GO): RNA binding; pseudouridine synthase activity
Source: RefSeq, a predicted model, not a curated record